ACAGUAACAUGUCUUAUCUGCUUGGGUACAAUUGCCUUUCGCUCAAUUAUGCAAACACCUAUGAGUGUAUGUCCUGGGCAAAGGGCAAAGGGAGUGUCACCUGAAAGCAGAGAGAUAAUUGUAUCCUUUUUAACCAUAGUGCAUGUGUCUUUUAGCACCAUACCUGCAUCGUUACAUUGAAGCUUUUCUAGAACCCUGCUAAAGUAUCAUUUGGAUAACGUAUUCUGGAUGGACUUCUAGCUGAAGAUAGCCUAUCAGGACCAAGUCAAGAGGUUUAACCACUACAAUUAUGGAUGAUUUCCUGAAUGCGAUAGAUGGAGUGCUAGCGCAGCAUGGAGAACCUCUCAGUUCCAGCAAUUUUGCCAGUAGACCAAGUGCAAAAAACAUCUAUGAGCAAAGGAAACAGUAUGCAAAGUCAUUAUCCAGAGAAGUCACCAACUUUCAUCACAGAGUGGAGCAUUUGCUAUCAUGUGAAUUGGAUAAUAAUCUGAGAUAUGUAGAGGACUGUCUGAAACGCCUCCACUUGCUAAAAGCAGAGGGAAAAGUAUGGGGCCAGGAAAUGAUACUUCAGGUACAAAAUGGAGAACUGGUCUUAACUGACCUGGAAUCAAGGGACAGUCUUGAAAAUAUUCCCCUGCAAAAUAUAGAAAGCUGCUGUUCAAAGAUCGGGUAUGCCUCCUAUAAUUCUAUUCUUGCAGUUACUGUCCAGAACCAGGGAAAAUCAAGCAUACUGCUGUUUCAUUGUGAGGAACAACCAGCUUCUAUUGUAGUAAAAAAUUUGGAGAGAGCUUUGACACAAUUCAAAGGAAACCAACAGUAUAAGGAUAACACAAGAAACAGACUGCUUCACAGUGACGUAAAUGACCGUGGUUGCUCCUCCCAAUCCAGUUUAGGUGCGGAUAGCCCUAGAUUAGCACGCAGUGGCAGAGAAGCCGCACAAGAUUCACCUAUUUCACAGAGAAAGUUUGAACCAGGGCCUGUACAUUUCCAGCCACCAUCUCGAACUCAGUCACCAGACUUCAACCAAGGAGACGAAAUAACACGUGAUAUUGAAGUGUUAAAUCAUGUUCUCGGGGAUAUUGAAAUAUUUGUUGGAUUAUUGGAUUCAAAUAAAAAGAAAAGAAAGGGAAAAUCUGCUAUUCCAGAAUCAGAUUUUUUUGACUGUCUUCAGAAGAUAAAAUACGCUUUUAAUUUAUUGGGAAAAGUACAAGAUGAUAUGUUCCACCCAGCUCCUACAGACUUGGUCCAUAUGUUGUUUACUAUACUGCCCAAGAUUCUGUCCAGCUGCCCCAGGAAGGACAUGUCUAGUUCUGUAGUGUCUCCUUUUCCAACGCAAAAGGCUUUGCUGCUGUUGAGCUCAUGUGUGACGGAUAAAGAAAGAAAACUAUGGGAAAGCUUAGGGGAUGCUUGGUUAAGAACAAGAGCUGAUUGGCCUAAUGCUAAGAUGAUCCCACCAUAUAUACCAGUAUUCUUUGAUGGAUGGAUUCUUCCAAAUGUAAACUCAAUAAAUGGACAGCCAAAGGUCCAAGAAAACCUGCAGACUCCGUCCACCAAUCACAAUUUUCAAAAAAUACCUGUAAGAGUUCUACACGACUUUGAAGCCAGAAAUGAACGUGAAUUGUCAGUAAGAAAAGAAGACAGCGUAAAGGUUCUAGAUCAGAGCAGACAAUGGUGGCUGGUUGAGAAUUCCCAGGGGCACAGGGGUUUUAUCCCAAGCAACAUACUAGAGAGCACAGAUAAUGGACAGUUUCCGGAACAAUCAGUAACAUCGUUAAAACCAAGUUCAGCUCCAGAUGAAGUGUCAGCAUGGUUAAAAACUAGGGGAUUCUCAAGGAUCACUGUCAAGUCCUUAGGAAUUCUGAAUGGUAGUCAGUUGCUGGAACUGUCCCGUGAGGACCUAAAGCGAGUUUGUCCUGAAGAAGGUGGCCGUGUAUUUUCUCAGCUCAAUGAAGUUCGAUCAUCUCUAGGAAUAUAAGUACUUCAACCAGGAAUUUAGGACCUGAUAUUUCCAAUGGAAGAUACUUUUAAGACCUAAAGCAAUAUAUUCAUCUUACUAAUUAAUACUGAAAUUGUUGUGAUGUGCUGUUGUUUAUCAGUAUAUUGAACUCAAACAGUUGCACAUACGUAUAGAAAUACGUGAAUGGAAACCACAAAAAUCAGUAUGUGUAAUCACCUGGAUACAAAAAUGCAGCAUAAAGAAAAAAAAAUUAAAAACGUU
Rana temporaria (common frog) is the source of this 2218-nucleotide messenger RNA. RefSeq names its product EPS8 like 3 (gene EPS8L3). The record is from RefSeq and is a predicted model, not a curated record. Gene Ontology annotation, biological process: positive regulation of ruffle assembly; regulation of Rho protein signal transduction; Rho protein signal transduction. The coding region runs from base 290 to 1975 and encodes 561 amino acids. Gene Ontology annotation, molecular function: actin binding. Lineage: Eukaryota; Metazoa; Chordata; Amphibia; Anura; Ranidae. The transcript has 20 exons. Gene Ontology annotation, cellular component: vesicle; ruffle membrane; plasma membrane.